UGUUUAGACUGAACAUCGACAAAAGCAAUUACAACCCAAACAUGGCUGGCAAGUUCGAUUCUGGAAAGACAAAUGAUGAUGAGGUGAGGAUUGUGAUGGUGGGGAAGACUGGAAUUGGAAAGAGUGCUACUGGAAACACCAUUCUGGGUCGUGGGUGCUUUGAAUCCAAGUUCAGUCCCGUGUCUAUGACUGUAGAAUCUUCUAAAGGAAAAGCCAAAGUGGAUGGACAUCGUGUUGCUGUCAUUGACACCCCAGGCCUGUUUGAUACCAGGGUUGAUGAAGAGGAAACUCAGAAAAAUAUAUGCCAGUGCAUCUCCUAUGCUUCUCCAGGACCCCAUAUCUUCUUGGUGGUCAUCAAACUGGGCAGAUACACUGAAGAGGAAAAACAGACGGUGCAAAAGAUUCAAAAAAUCUUUGGCACUGAUGCAGACAAAUACAGCAUGGUUCUCUUUACCCAUGGGGACCUACUUGAAGGCACCACUAUUGAAGAGUUCUUAGAAGAAAGUCCAGACCUGCAGGAACUCGUAGCCAGAUGUAACGGUCAGUACCACGUCUUCAACAAUAAACUGAAGGAGCGCUCUCAGGUCACUGAGCUGCUCCAGAAGAUCAGAGAGAUAGUCCAGAAGAACGGAGGAAGCCACUACACCAACGAGAUGUUCCAAGAGGCUGAGAGGGCGAUUGAAGAGGAGAAACAACGCAUCCUGAGAGAGAAAGAAAAAGAAAUACAGAAAGAAAAAGAGAAAAUGGAGAGAGAAAUACGGGAAAGAUAUGAGAAACAGAUGCAGAAAUACAACGAAAAACUCCAGGCUGAGAGAGAGAGGGAGAGGAAGGAGAGAGAGGAGGAGAGGAAGAGGGAGAGGGAGGAGAGAGAGGCAGAAAGGAAGAGAGAGGAGAGAGAAUGGGAGAUGAAGAAAUUAAAGGAGAAGUGUGAGAGAGAAGUGGAGGAAGAAAGACGCAAGAUUCAGUCCAGAUAUGAAAAUGAAGCCAGAAAUGAAGCUGAGGAGUUUAAUCCAUUAUUUUUUCUGACAGUACCUGGUGAAACCAUACUUAAUAUUGGCCAUGCAGUGGUUGGAGGAGUUAAAAAAGUUGGGAAGAUGUUAAAAACCACUUUUACACUCAACUACACAGAUUUCUACACAAAUGAUGAGGUCAGGAUUGUGAUGGUGGGGAAGACUGGACUUGGGAAGAGUGCUACUGGAAACACUAUUCUGGGCCGUGAGUGCUUUGAAUCCAAGUUCAGUGCCAAAUCUAUGACUGUAGAAACUUCCAAAGGAAAAGCUUCAGUGGAUGGACAUCGCGUUGCUGUCAUUGACACCCCGGGGCUGUUUGAUACCAGGGUUGAUGAAGAGGAAACUCAGAAAAAUAUAUGCGAGUGCAUCUCCUAUGCUUCUCCAGGACCCCAUAUCUUCUUGGUGGUCGUCAGACUGGGCAGAUUCACUGAAGAGGAAAAACAGACGGUGCAAAAGAUUCAAAAAAUCUUUGGCACUGAUGUGGACAAAUACAGCAUGGUUCUCUUUACCCAUGGGGACCAACUUGAAGGAAUCACUAUUGAAGAGUUCUUAGAAGAAAGCUCAGACCUGCAGGAACUCGUAGCCAGAUGUAACGGUCAGUACCACGUCUUCAAUAAUAAACUCAAGGAGCGCUCUCAGGUCACUGAGCUGCUCCAGAAGAUCAGAGAGAUAGUCCAGAAGAACGGAGGAAGCCACUACACCAACGAGAUGUUCCAAGAGGCUGAGAGGGCGGUUCAAGAGGAGAAAGAACGCAUCCUGAGAGAGAAAGAAGAAGAAAUACAGAAAGAAAAAGAGAAAAUGGAGAGAGAAAUAGAGGAAAGAUAUGAGAAAGAGAUGCAGAAAUACAACGAACAACUCCAGGCUGAGAGAGAGAGAGAGAUGAAGGAGAGAGAGGAGGAGAGGAAGAGAGAGAGGAAGAGGUUGAAUGAGGAGAGAAAGAGAGAGAUGGAGGAGAGAGAGGCAGAGAGGAAGAGAGAGAGAGAGAAGAGAGAAUGGGAGAUGAAGAAGUUAAAGGAGAAGUGUGAGAGAGAAGUGGAGGAAGAAAGACACAAGAUUCAGUCCAGAUAUGAAAAUGAAGCCAGAAAUGAAGCUGAGGAGUUUAAUCCAUUAUUUUUUCUGACAGUACCUGCUGAAACCGUACUUAAUGUUGGCCAUGCAGUGGUUGGAGGAGUUAAAAAACUUGGAACUGGCAUUAGGAAUAUAUUAAAAUUGCCUUUUAACUUGUGA
Pelmatolapia mariae (spotted tilapia) is the source of this 2237-nucleotide messenger RNA. RefSeq names its product myb-like protein X. NCBI's taxonomy places the organism in Eukaryota, Metazoa, Chordata, Actinopteri, Cichliformes, Cichlidae. The transcript is spliced from 3 exons. The coding region runs from base 42 to 2237 and encodes 731 amino acids. The record is from RefSeq and is a predicted model, not a curated record. Gene Ontology annotation, molecular function: GTP binding.